AUGGAAAGUUGGCCUGCAUGUUGCUCGUACCACAGGAAUUUAAACGGGGAUAUAAGUAUAAGAACAGGGAGACGGGGAGUCGUUCGCGGUAGUGUGAGGCAUAAACGCGCCGGCACCACACCCAGCGUGACCACCAUUGCGACACAAGACACGGACACUGCCAUGCGCGUCGCGGUGAUCUUGUUGGCAUGCGUCACUGCACUUGUUUCAGCUCAAUUUAAUCAAGAUGACAAUAUACCACAAAAAGGAGGGUCAUCUUUACGAUCGACUCGUUUUCAAAGAUUGCCAUCUGCUCGACCAGCAGUCCCAACUGCACUUGCGAAUCAACGAAUUCGUCGACCAAUUACAUUUAGAUCUAGAAUCGAAGAUUCAAUUGGAACAGGACCAGGCUCCUUUACACCGAUUAAGUCAUUGAAACCAAAUUUAUCCACUGGACCAGCAUCACUUCCUCCACAAAUUAAACCAGUGAACGAAGAACCAGAUGAAGGAAUUCGAAUUCACGAAUCACCUCGAGAACAUGAUAAUCAGGAUGAUGAUACCAAUAUAAGUGAUGAGCCGUUGGAUAGUCAAGAGGAAAGUGAAGAAAACAUACCACGUACCGUUGCAAAUCUUGGUUCUAUAUCAAAAACUUCUAAUACUGUCUCAACAGCUCAAUCGGGACAAUAUCGUCCUCUUUCGGGGACAGGAAGUCCAACCACUAGAGGAAACGGAUUUCCAACAGCGCCAUCAGCACCAGUUCAAUAUCGACCGACAUCAAAACCGAACAAAUCAAGAAAACCAAUAGACGAAUCAUUUAAGCAACAAGUUAAAUCACCUACAAAACCAGUGAAAUCAUCUCAACCUUACGACACUCGUGGAAAGAAGCCUGUUGCACAAAUUAUAAGACGAUAUCGUAACGAUAAUUCGGAUGGCUCAAUCACAUGGGGCUUUGAAAACGACGAUGGAUCAUAUAAAGAAGAAAUAAUCGGUAUUGAUUGUAUCACCAGAGGUAAAUAUGGUUAUAUCGAUCCAGAUGGUAUUCGUCGAGAAUACACAUAUGAAACUGGAAUCAAAUGCGAUGAAGAACAACGAGAAGAAGAAGAGAAUGGAUUUGUGGAUUAUCAAGAGAAUAAAUUAGUACUUCCUGAUGGUAAAACUAUAGAUCUAUCGAGCAUGGGUAAGAAACAAGCUCGUAGACCUCGUUCUCUUCAAAGCAAUUAGUAAUAUUUCAAUAAUUUUUUUUUUUGUCUUCAUUUAAAACAUCGAAUCACAUAAAAAUCAAUAAAAAUUUUUCUCGU
Molecule: messenger RNA, 1277 nt
Organism: Apis laboriosa (Himalayan honeybee)
Lineage: Eukaryota; Metazoa; Arthropoda; Insecta; Hymenoptera; Apidae
Cellular component (GO): chitin-based extracellular matrix
Molecular function (GO): structural constituent of chitin-based larval cuticle
Source: RefSeq, a predicted model, not a curated record